Messenger RNA from Eptesicus fuscus (big brown bat), 1086 nucleotides. RefSeq names its product Scm polycomb group protein like 1 (gene SCML1). The transcript is spliced from 7 exons. NCBI's taxonomy places the organism in Eukaryota, Metazoa, Chordata, Mammalia, Chiroptera, Vespertilionidae. Gene Ontology annotation, molecular function: protein binding. The record is from RefSeq and is a predicted model, not a curated record. The coding region runs from base 1 to 1086 and encodes 361 amino acids.
AUGUCUAGCUGCUCCAGUGAAGUUGAUGUGGUAAAAACUCGAAUAACUACUUGUGAUGAUGAUAAUGACAUUCUUUAUGCAUAUCAAUCAAAGGCUGGAUAUGCCAAUCAGCAAGGUGUUCAGUCUAACACAUCCUAUGAAGAGCAACAAAAAACAAUUGUGGAUAUCCUGAAUCGUUGCAAGAUCAUCCAAGAUGCUAUUCAAAACCUGGAUAAGAAGUUUAAAACCAUUAAUGGAAAGGUUUCAAAAAUUUACCGUUUUCGUACAAAAUUAAUCUGGCAAAAUCGCAAGCCACUUGGAUAUGCAUACAAACAUUAUACUUACCUGCUUUCUAGAAAGGUCAAACUACAGAAAAAGAAGAAGGAUGUGACUCCUCCCGCUUCAUACUCUUAUACAGAAAGUUAUAGCCCAACUACACCAGUAAAAAGGCCCAGAAAUGAUUCCCAGAGCAACAUGGUAGGAACAUAUUACCCAUCACAGGAUUCCAUGAUCCAUGAUAAUGAGGAUCAAGAGAUGCGCCUUAGCCAGAGUCCAACAUUCCCUCCCUACACACAGGAAGAUUCAGUACAUUACAUUUCCGAUGAGCGAAUGGAGCGCCCCCCUUAUUUGGCCUCCUUUGACAAUCAAGGACACAGCUCCACCUGUGUCUUCUCAGCUGCCCAAGCUUCCACAUCAGUACCUGCUGCUGUGCUGGAGCAAGGUAAAUCCAGUGUGGCAUACAACUCUGAGAUGAUGGCUUACCCAACUUUGCUGGAAAAGAAUAGCCUGGGCCGUAACUUCUCAUCUUCCUGCAUCGCCCCUGCAGUUUCAUCAGUUGGAACUGCCCCGUAUGUGCUAAAACAAGACUUCCCUGAUGACCCUGCAACUUGGAAAGUAGAGGAAGUGAUCCUGUUUCUACAGCAUAUAGAUCCUGAGUCAUUCACCCCCAUUGCCGACACCUUCAGGCAACACGACAUUGAUGGGAUAGCUCUGCUACUGCUCCAGAGUGAAGUUAUGAUAAAGUAUAUGGGAAUUAAGCUAGGAACAGCUCUGAAGUUGUGCCACUACAUCGAAAAGCUUAAAACAGAAAAAGGCAUUAAAGUUUGA